Messenger RNA from Coprinopsis cinerea okayama7#130, 1422 nucleotides. Its product is annotated as glutamine synthetase. The record is from RefSeq and is a predicted model, not a curated record. Bases 1 to 1422 code for a protein of 473 amino acids. The transcript is spliced from 14 exons. Gene Ontology annotation, molecular function: glutamine synthetase activity. Lineage: Eukaryota; Fungi; Basidiomycota; Agaricomycetes; Agaricales; Psathyrellaceae.
AUGACCAGAAACCCAACAACCAACGCACCAAGUUCACUACAAGACCUUGUCGACUUGUUGAAGGAUGAUGUCAAGGUCAAGGAGUCGACGUCAAAAGAGAAGUUUCUCGGCGCAGCCUCGUCAGACGGCUUCGGGUUUUGCAGUGUCGUCUUUGGCUGGGACAUGCACGACACAGUCUACUCGCGCGAACUCUUGAUUUCCACCAAAGCUAACGGAUAUAGAGACAUCAUUGCAUCUAUAGAUAUCUCGACCUUCAGAAGAAUCCCAUGGGAAAACAAUGUCCCCUUCUUUCUGCUUUCGUUCAACGACCCAGAUACAAAGAAGCCUCUUCCCGUCGAUCCGCGCGGAACGUUGCAGAAGACGAUGGAUCAGGCGGAGAAUAUGGGUUUUGUACCGUAUGCGGGCGUUGAGUACGAAUACUUCAAUUUCAAAGAAACUCCGGAAAGUGCGUUCGACAAGAAGUUCCAUGGACUGCAGCCACUUACACCGGGCAUGCACGGCUAUUCCCUUCUCCGAACUCAACUCAACAACAAAUACUUCCAUGAGCUCUUCGACCAAUCUCUCGCAUUUGACGUCGAUAUUGAGGGCCACCACACCGAGACUGGACCUGGGGUUCUCGAGACCGCGUUAGCCUAUACGUCCGCCCUCCGGAUGGCAGACAACGCCGUCCUGUUCAAGUACCUUGCGAAGAGUGUCGGGAUGAUGAAUGGCAUCAUACCAAGCUUCAUGGCAAAACCUUGGGCCAACCUCCCAGGAUGUAGCGGGCAUAUUCAUGUGUCCAUGAGGGAUGCAGAGGGCAAGAGAAACCUGUUUGCUGUCUCGGAUGAGGAGCUCAAGACAGGUCGGACCGGUGCUGCGAACGAGGAUACCAGAUUCAUCAGUCAAGAAGCAGAAUGGUUCCUCGCUGGGAUCCUCGAUGGUUUAGCUGACAUUAUGCCAACUCUGGUCCCCAAUAUCAACGGCUACAAGCGCCUUGUUGUCGGUGACGCUUAUUGGGCGCCUAACGCUGUUACAUACGGCUACGACUCCCGAGCAGCCUCUGUCCGCAUCAUCUCCCCGCCUUCCUGCCCGCCGGCCGCAACCCGCUUCGAGAUUCGCGUUCCAGGAGCGGAUAUGAACGCUUACUUUGCGCUGAGCGCAAUCUUUAGGCUUGGUUUGAGGGGAAUCGAGAAGAAGCUGCCCUUGACCAUCUUGCCCAUCUCCAAACAUGAACCUGAGGACCGGGUGAAUGGAAAGAUUCAGAUGCUACCGCUCUCACUGGAAGCUGCGACGGCGAGGAUGAUGCGCCCUGAGAGUAUAGCUCGCGAAAUCUUUGGAGAUGAAUUUGUCAAUCACUAUGGCGGGACGAGGGAGCAUGAAGUUAGGUUAUGGAAUGAGGCUGUGACGAACUGGGAAGUGGAACGAUACCUGGAGCUAGCGUAA